Sebastes umbrosus (honeycomb rockfish) is the source of this 7932-nucleotide messenger RNA. It is a transcript of the gene nbas, whose product is annotated as NBAS subunit of NRZ tethering complex. The transcript has 53 exons. Bases 46 to 7146 code for a protein of 2366 amino acids. Gene Ontology annotation, molecular function: SNARE binding. Lineage: Eukaryota; Metazoa; Chordata; Actinopteri; Perciformes; Sebastidae. Gene Ontology annotation, biological process: retrograde vesicle-mediated transport, Golgi to endoplasmic reticulum. Gene Ontology annotation, cellular component: Dsl1/NZR complex; endoplasmic reticulum membrane. The record is from RefSeq and is a predicted model, not a curated record.
GUCCGGUGCUGCUCGCCGUAGACGUCAGACAGCCUCAAAGUAAACAUGGCAGAAGAAAGCAUGAUGGAAGGAGAAGAGGAGAACAUUUUAUACGAUUUACUGGUCAUUACUGAAUGGCCACCAGAGACGGACACUCAGUUGCGAGGCAACAAGGAGCACAAUACGUCACUUAUUGCAAAAGCAGUGACAGGGCCAUUCCGCUUAAUCUUGCACUACUUGUGGUACAGCCCCUCCAGCUCAUCGCUACCUCUUGGUCUUGUCCGCCUGUCCAACAAGCAGAUCAACUGGCAGCUGGUGCUUGAAAGUAAUGGCAAACUGUUGGCGGUGGUUCAGGACCAGUGUGUGGAGAUUAGGUCUGUGAGAGACGACUUUGGCUCAGUCAUUGGGAAGUGCCAGGUGCCAAAGGACCCAAACCCCCAAUGGCGAAGGGUGGCGUGGAGCCACGACUGCACCCUGCUGGGCUACGCCGACAGCACUGGCACCGUGCGCCUUUUCGACCUCAUGGGCAGCGAGCUCUUCGUCAUCCCGCCGGCGGUGAGUUUUCCUGGGGAUUUCAGUUGUGCAGUGGCGGGCCUGAUCUUCCUGGAGUACACAGGCAGCGCCCAGUGGAUGGCCGAGCUGCUCGUUAUCACGUACGGCGGCGGACUCAAGAGUUACCUAGUCAGCGUGGGAACCAAUCAGAACUUCCAGGAGAACCACAGCUUCAGUUUCUCCGCUCACUACUCCCACGGCAUCACCUCGGCUAUUUACCACCCUGGCCACCGAUUGCUGCUGGUGGGCGGCUGUGAGUCGGGGGAUGACUGUACAUCCAAGGCCUCUUGCUAUGGGAUCACAGCCUGGAGAGCUCUGUCCGGCUCGCCGCACUAUAAGCAGGUCACCAGCUAUGAGGACGAUGUCAGUGCGAAUCAGAAGAGAGGUUUCUUCAAGAUCCCCAGCUUCAGAUUGUUUUCCAGACAGGGAGAUGAAAAGGACGGUGUGUUUCGCAUGAGCCUGAGCCCCGACGGCACCCUGCUGGCUGUCAUCCACUUCUCUGGCCACCUGUCUCUCUGGGACGUCCCCUCCCUCAAACACAGGUCCACAUGGAGCCAAGACCAACAGCCAGGAUUUGAGGAGAUCAACCCAGAGUGGAAGACAUCGCUGGAGAGAAGGAAGAAAAUAAAAGAUAAGGAGCAGUACUACCCGCUGGUGGAUGUGAGCUGGUGGAGCGACCUCGUGUUGAUUCUGGCUCGCUGCUCCGGCUCCGUCACCGUGUCAUCCGUCAGGUCGCUGCGCAACCUGCUGGGGAAAUCCUGCGAAUGGUUCGAACCCUCACCUCGACUCACCGCGGCGCACGACGGGGGCUUCCUCAGCCUGGAGUGUGAGGUGAAGCAGGCUCAGAAGCGUGGGCGCCUGGAGAGCAGCGGCGCCGGUGAGGAUGAGGAGGGGGAUGAUGGCGGAGACUCUGACUCAGACGAAGAGUCCUCCGCCAAAGCCCGCUACUUUGGCUACAUCAAGCAGGGCCUGUACUACGUGACGGAGAUGGAGCGGUUCGCCCCGCCGCGCAAGCGCCCCCGCACCGUGAGCAAGAACUACCGUCUGGUCAGCCUGAGGUCAACAACACCAGAGGAGCUGUACCAGAGGAAGAUUGACAAUGAGGAAUACGGUGAAGCCCUGUCUCUUGCUCAAGCGUAUAAUCUGGAUUCUGACUUGGUCUACCAAAGACAGUGGAGGAAGAGUACUGUCAGCAUCGCCUCGAUACAAGAUUAUCUGAGCAAGAUCUGCAAGCGCUCAUGGGUGCUCCACGAGUGCGUGGAGAGGGUCCCAGAGAACGUCGACGCGGCCAAGGAGCUGCUGAUGUACGGCCUGAAGGGAACCGAUCUCGAGGCCCUCAUAGCCAUAGGAAACAGGGAAGAUGGGGGCAGGUUCAUCAUGCCAGGCGACGUUGACAUCGACGACCUUCCCUACGAAGACAUCCUGUCAGGCGAUGAGGAGCUGGAGAUGAAGACGGAGAAGGAGAGCAGGAAGAGACAAGAGCUGUUGGCCAAGGUCGACUUCAGCAGGCUGACUCUGGAGCAGAAGGAGCUGUGUCGGAGCCGACUGAAAUUGCUCUCCUACCUGGACCGGCUGGAAACAUACGAGGAGAUACUUGGCGGUCCUCACGCUGCCGAGCAGAAAUAUGAUGCCGAGUUCUUCAAGAAGUUCCGCAGUCAAAAUAUCGUUUUGUCAGCAAGAAACUACGCCAGGGAGAGUAAUGUGCAGGCGCUGAACUUCCUGUUCACGUACCACGGAGCCGAACUCCUCCAGCAUCGGCUGGCUAUCCUCCACAACUUCCCAGAAACCACUUCUCCACACGAGUACACCAUCCUGCUGCCUAAAGCCUGCAUGGAUGACAGAGGAGAGUUGGCGUUGAUUCCGUGGGAGGAGCAGAGACACAGGGAGAUGGACUGGUGCGAGGCAGAGGAGUGCAGAGCGACGCUGGACCAGAACUUGUUUGACGACGACAGUUUCCUGUACGAGGGGGCUCCAGAGCUGCCGAGGUUCCGCACAGCCGCACCCUCCAUCGAGCUACUGACAGACUGGUACCAAAGCAGAGCCAAGGACAUUGACUCCUGCUCCAGACAGGUGGACUGCGCUCUGUCGCUGGUGCGUCUGGCGAAGGAGCGGGAGAUCCCAGGGCUGGAGCUCUUGUGCGACGACUUGGUCACCAUGGAAACGCUCGUGUAUGAGACAUCAUGCGAAUUGAGUCUGACACUUAAAGAUUUGCAGCAGCUAAGUGACAUCGACAAGCUCCACCUGCUCAUGAAAAAUUCCAGCGCAGAGCGCUAUGUGAAAGAUGCCUUACAGUGGAUGGUGCCGUUCCUGCACCGAUGCGAGGGGCAGAAAGAGGGCGCUGCUAAAUCUCUGCUCAGAGAGUACCUUGUGGGCCUGGCCCAGCAAGACCUCACACUGCCCCUCAUCAUCUUCCAGCACUCCAAACCUGACUGCCAGCAGAAGAUCAUCGGGGACCCAGACCAGCUGAUGGCGGUUACUCUGGAGUGCAUCUACAGCUGUGAGAGAGAUGACCAGCUCAGCCUCUGUUAUGACAUCCUGGAGUGUCUGCCGCAGAGGGGCUACGGACCAGACACGGACGUCACCGCAUCCCUCCACGAUCAGGUGGACAAACUUGAGAAGCAUCUCAGUGUGGUGGAGGUUCUGGAGAAACACGGCCUGCAGAAGCCCAUUUCCUAUGUGAAGAACAGCCAGAGCAGUGAAGAGGAAGCGCACCAACUGAUGGUCAAACUGUGCCGCCACACUGGCCGCAAAAACCCUCCAGUGAGUGAGACGGUGUGGAGAGGUCUAUUACAAGACCUGCUUGACAUGCAGCAGAAUGUCUACACCUGUCUAAAACCGGAGACAUGUCACCAGGUCUUUGUGGAGUCCCUGCUGUGUUCCAGUCGCGUGGAGAACGUACGCCUGGCAGGGCAGCUCAUGCAUUGCUCCGAGGUCAGCCAGGAUGUUCCUGUCAGUUUGUCUUUCCGGGGUAAAGGUUACGCUCUGAAGGUGGCCUACGACAACAGCUUGGAAUUAGUGUUGGCUGCUGCCAGAGAGUACUUCAACUCAUCCACAACGCUGACUGACCCCUGCAUGGGCCUGGCCAGGGCGUGUCUCCAGCUGAUCACCGACUGUCCCCCGACCAUCCAGGAGGAACUGGACCUCAUCAACGCUCUCAGCCAACUGGAGGACUUCAGCGCCAGCAUCCUGCCACUGCAAGUGCGCCUGCGAUCAGACCGUCUGUCUCUCAUAAAGGAGUGCAUCGCCCACUGCUCCACGGCCUACAAGCAGUCCACUACUCUGCUGAAUCUGGCCUCGCUUCUCCGAGUGGCAGGCGAUGACAAGGACGCCCGAAAAGGCCAAGUGCUGACCCUGCUGGCGGAGCAAGCUCUCCAGUGUCUGGACUUCAAGGCCUCCUACAUCCACUGUCAGGACCUCAUGGCCGCAGGUUACAGUCCAGCGUGGGACGUGUGCAGUCUGCUGGGUCAGUGCGAGGGCUUCGGAGACCUUGAGGCCCGGCAGGAGCUUUUAGCCUUCUCUCUCACCCACUGUCCCCCCGACAACAUCCACGGCCUGCUGGCUGCCUCCAGUGACCUGCAAACUCAGGUUUUGUACCAGACAGUUAACUACCAAAUGGAGCCUGUUAUUACCGCGAGUGGACGAGAGGCCGACCAGACAGACUCUGUAAAGGCCUGCGUUCCGUCUGCGGGCUCCCCUGUGGCGGCGGCGGGGGAUCUGCUGCACAGGACUACAGCUAAGACCAUGGAAGUGCUGACCAAAUCAAGAGUGACCACCAAGGCUGUGCUGACCGCAGUCAGCGACCACCGCUGGUUGAAGGACUCGCUCAACUACCUCCGGCCAAUGCAUGGUCACGGCGCAGGAGCCACUAGUCAGGAUGGGGCGUGUGAGAACUCCAACCUGCAGCGUCAAGGCUGUAGCCCCUUUUAUCAGGAACUCAUUGAUGAUCCCUGUGUAGACCCGAGUCAAGACGUGUAUUCGUCCUACAAAGACGUGCCUCAGGAGAACUUCGCCGAGGUUUUGCUGAGGACGGGCAAACUGGCUGAGGCCAAAACUGAAGGAAAAACCCUGUUUCCUGCUACGGAGGUUUUGCUGCAGCUGGCCAACGAUGCAUUUCCCAGAGACAUGAUGCUGGCUCUGUCCUACUUACUGGCCCUGCCUCAGGUGCUGGAUGCCAACAGGUGUUUUGAGAAACAGUGUCACUCUGCCUUGUCGCUCCAGCUGGCUGCCUACUACUACUCCCUGCAGAUCUAUUCUCUCCUCAUACCCUGCUUCAAGGACAAGAACCACACUCUCUACCAGGCUGACCCAAAGGAGCUGAUUCGAUUGGUCACACAGCAUGUGUCUGCGUAUUCGGAUUGGCCGGAGGAGCUGAAGAAGUUGAUCGGCCAGCUGCGAGUGUACAACGAGCGUCUGACGGACUUCACCCAGGCCCAGGUGUUACAGGGGCUGGGCCGCGGAGUGGACGUCCAGCGCUUCAGCUCCGACGCCGACUACAAGAAGGAGACAAUCCUUGGCCUCACAGAGACACUGGAGGACGACGUGUACAAGAUCGCUCUGUCUCUCGCCAAGCGCUACAGUGUUCCUCUGUGGGAGGUCUACAUGACUCACCUCGAGUUCCUCUUUACAGAUAGCGGCCUUUCCACCAAGGACAUUGAAUCCCGGAGCGAGUCCCUCAGCCUGUUUGACACUUUGAAGAGUAACCCCGAGGCCUUUUACGGCCACAUGACCAAGUACGUUCUGCCCACCGUGGAGGGAAGCGACCAGGCCCGGCUGCUCUACUACUACACCUUACUGGACGCUGCGGGCUGUGAGCCCUAUGUCACCACCACCAUCAAGCCAGACUCCCACGUCAAACUGCUCAAGAAGCUUCGAGCUGUUGCCAACGGUCUGAACUACCGGAAGCUGACUGAUGAAUCGCUGGAUCCGCUGGCGACUCUACAACCAGUCCUGACCAGUCAGAACGUACUGUCCAUCUCCAAACUUGCUAACCGGCUGCCUGUACCUGGUGGUGGAGGGGCAACAGUCUCCCCGAGUGCGGUCCACGCAGUGUGGCUGCAGAAGCUGUUCUGGAAAGGAGACCCCCAGUUGUUGAAGAGGCCGCCACAGAACGAUCAAGACUACCUUCACGCGUACGACACCUGCGGCAAAUACCUGGACAGGCUGGUCCCCGCUGACGCCGUCCACUUCCUGGAUAGCAUCACCUUCUCACCUGAUGCCGCCGAACAUCUGAGCAUCCAGGCGAGGUCGGAGGUGAUAAAGCGAGCCACCAAAGCCCUGCGCCAGCUGGGCGAGAAGAGCAGGAAGAGAGGAGGCGACGGCGGCGGGGAGCAGGAGGAGACUGACCCAGCAGGGACGACUUUUGAUGAGGCCCUAACACACUUGCAGCAAUCGCAGGCCCACCUGGACACUCUGAGCCAUGCCUUCAUUCUGUCACUCAAAGACAGCCAGCAGCCCUACAGUCAACUUUAUGAUUUAUCCCGAUCCGAGAGGUCAAAAGUACAUGAGCUGGCAGUCACCAUGGCAACUGAUGGGCAGCCUCUGGAGCGCAUUGGAGAGCUCCUGCGUGUGGCUGUUGGACCCCUAGACCUGUCUGUUAAAACGCUGCUUCAUGAUGCGAUGGAGCGAGUAGUGGCCGCACUCAGUGGGGACCCAGACGCCCUGACAAAUUACCCACAACCCCUCAGGGUCCUGGAGGCCAUGGUGACCGCUGUGCACAAUAAUGUCCAGAGUGGUGACAGCGCGGUGACUUCAGAUGACCUCCUGGCGUGGCUGCAUCCAUUCUGCGGUGACGCCGCGCUCCCUGUGCGGCCUCGGAUCGACGUGCUGCAGAUCCUGGAGAGCAACUUCAGCCUCCGAGACAGCGACGUUCGUCUCCUGCUGCUCUACAGAACUCAGGCUGUUCUCAAAGACCGAGAGGUUGAGAUAGAAGAUGUGGAGAACGAGGAGAAAAGAUACACCCUCUUCUUGGAGCUGCUGGAAGCCGCACAGAAGUGGGAGGACUUUCAGCUGCUCACGCUGCUCUUACAAGCGUGGCCACCUAUGAUGAAAGAGGAAGUGGCAGAGUCGGAGCGUAACCCCUGGGUGGUGCUGACCUCGGCCCUGCUGACCCGCUGCCAGGCGUCCGAGGUGAAAUUAGACCUGGGUCAGCAGGUUGUCACCAUGGUGCGAUCCCUCUACAACACCAAACACAAGCUUCCUGCGCAGUGUAUCAGACGCAUAGCCGCCCUGCUGCUCCAGAACCAGCCGAGCCUCCAGCAGCCCGCACUCAAACUGAUGGCCGAGAGCGGCGACGAGCAACUGCUGCGGCCGACUCUGGAUCAGAUCAACAGCAUGACCGCAGAGACAGCUUCGUCCUGCGACGCUGAACUCCUCUCGUUGCUCCUGGACGCGGGGCUCCUGGUGGGCUGCGUCUCCUCAGCCCUGUACCCCCUGCUCAGCUCCCACAUGCUGUCCCACCAGCAGGAGGGCGGCUGGGAUGUAGAGAAAGCUGCCGCCGAGCUGCUGGCGGCGGGCCACGGGCCCGAGGCAGGCUCUCUGCUCCUGGCUCACCGCGGGACCCACCGGGCCCAGUUCACCUUCAACUCGGCGUUGGCCGUGCUCAAGAAGUGGCUGUGAUGGAGACGAGGGAGGAGGGAAAAGAGCGCGACGGGCAGGCAGUUUGGACCGCAGACCCUUUUUUUGCGGUGAUGAAGCAGAUUUAGGGGGAAAUAUGUUGAGAGAUUUGAAGCGUGAGAAUAGAAGUUCUAUCAGACCUCUGCAUGUUUGUUCUGUAAUUUGGUUCAUCAACUGGAAGACACGGCAACAGCAGCUGCCUCGAAGAACGGAUACCUUCAAUACCGAAACAUCUGCUCAAUUAGAAACACACACAUGAAUACAGAAACCUCCGCUGUCUCUCCGUCAUGAUUGAAUGUUCAGACUGGGGGCUGAUCAGAAAAACACACUUCCUGCUUGCAUGUAUUUGUGUGUUAGUGUGUGUGCGCGUCCUAUUGUGUGAUAAAAUAAUUGAGCAGUAGCCGGGAAGCAGUGGGUGGAUAUUAGCCUAUUGUUCCGUGACAGGUUUGCCUCUUUGACGUCCCACCGUUAAACACCCUGCCUCUGCUCCAUUGUUUUCCCCCUAAUAAUGUCUAAUUAAUUCCUUCUAAACAAAUUAGCCCCGCAGCUGCCCCGCGCUGUGUGUUCGUGUGUGUAUGCGGAUGCACAAAACGCUAUAUACAAGCAGCCGACACCCCGGCGUUAUCACGUAGAGCUAAUGAUGAUGAGGAAUAAACGCGUACGUGUGUGUUUGUUUAUGCACACAGUGACGCUGUCAGCAUGGUUUGUUUCACUAUAUAAAAAUACAGGUUUUAUUCUGUGUCACCUUUAAGAUCUGAAAUAAAUAAAAAAAAUCGAGUAACGUGAGAA